This is a messenger RNA of Lytechinus variegatus (green sea urchin), 1876 nucleotides long. RefSeq lists its product as uncharacterized. The record is from RefSeq and is a predicted model, not a curated record. Gene Ontology annotation, molecular function: monocarboxylic acid transmembrane transporter activity. Lineage: Eukaryota; Metazoa; Echinodermata; Echinoidea; Temnopleuroida; Toxopneustidae. Gene Ontology annotation, biological process: transmembrane transport. The coding region runs from base 84 to 1616 and encodes 510 amino acids. The transcript has 4 exons.
UGAUUCAUCUGCAAUUCAAGAAUCGUAUAUUUGUCAAGAGCAAACGUGCCAAGGUUCCUUAGCAAAGGUGAUUGUUGUUUAAGAUGGGGCAUAAUCGUGAGUCACAAUAUAAAUUGAAGUACCUGAUCGUUUUGAGUAAAUUCGUCGUCCAGUUCGUUGAGGUAGCCACAAUGAAGUCGUUCGGAGUGUUGAUCCCGACGAUGUUAGAUGUGUUCUCAACUGAUGCCUCGUCACUUGUGUCACUGGGCCUAGCUUGUAGCAUGCCGGUUUCCAUGAUGGCGUUUGGAGCUCUACCUAUGGCGUAUGUACUCAAGAGUGCUUUUGUCUCACCUCGAGCGAUGGCUGUUACGGGAGCUAUUACAUCGUCUUUAGGAAUCAUCAUUUCUGGUUACCUGACUUCUGUAUUUGCUCUGGGAUUCUGCCUUUCACUAACAGGAAUAGGACUCUCAAUGGUAUAUAUACCAGUUAAUGUCUUACUCAACGACCACUUCCCGGAGAAUUUCGUUCUUGUGAAUACGAUCGCCCUUCUCGGAAGCACGGUAGGUUCUCUGGUCGUACCGUUCUUCGUCGAGAGGGCGCUACGCGCAUAUGGAUUCAGUGGUGCAAUGCUUAUUCUCGGAGGUAUCAGCAUGUAUGCCAUUCCUACCAGUGUUUAUCUCAAGCAGAUUGAAAGAGCAGUUGGGAAGGGUUCAGAGACAUCCGAAAGCACUGCGAAGAAGAGCAGUGAUUAUCUCAGAGAGUCCGCAAGAACAGUCGAGAGAUGUCAGACUUUAACAAAGAGUGCGGAGAGAACCACUGUUUCUCCCAGACAGCCCACAAGAGCCGAGGAACAGGGCCGACAGACAACCGUGAAGAUGGCAAAGACAGUUGACGGUUGCCAAAAGCCUUUAAUCGACGGUGAUGACUGCGAUCAUGAAGUGACUGAAAUCGACGAUGAACAACCAUGCAACAUUCUAAAACAAACAGACAAACCGCAAAAUCAAGGAAAGCAGAGUUUGUUGGUUCGAUUGCGGCAUUCGCUUCAAGGAUGCAUCAUCCUACAAGAACCUCUCUUAUUACUGUCAUUACCGUGCCUUCUACUCUCAGCAGUUAUUGUAAAUUCAUGGUUUCUAUUCCUUGUUCCUCGGGCGGUAUGGCAUGGAAUACCUGUCUCAAAAGCCGUCUUACUAUCAUCUCUAGCCGGCGCGGGAGGGCUCAUCGGACGGAUAAUCUCCAUCAUAGCUCUCUUUUUCAAAAUUGACUUCAUUUUAGUUUUCCUGAUCUUUGGCGUGAUAUCAUCAACUGUUUUCUUACUCGAUCCACUGUUGACGUCAUUCCCUGUCAUGUGCGUCGCUGCCUUCCUUCAGGGAGUGUGUAUCUUCAACUUUGUGAUUUCUUACGCUGCACUCCUCAAGGGUUCCGUCUCAAAUGAGAACUUUACGGUUGGCUCUGGAAUCUUUGGUUUUGUUGCAGGCCUUGGUGGCAACCUCGGGAGUCUAAUGUCAGGUGCGAUCAAAGAUAAGACGGGAUCCUACACGUCAGUCUUUCUUACUCUUGGAGUUAUUAACUGUCUAGUAGUGUUUCUUACCAUCGCCUUCCUUGUCGCUCGACAUAGGUGGAAUCGUCUAAAAUCCUAGAGAAGUGGAAACAAAAAGCCAGAGGGGAGUUGACGACCUUAAUUUUGUUUAAAACGAUGAUCCUGGCCAUUGCCUUUCUUCUUGCUCGACAUAGGUGGAAUCGUUUCAAGUCCUACGGAAGAGAAGGCAAACAGUCAGGGGAUGGUUGACGACCUCAUUUUUAUUUCAAAUUGAUGUUCCUGGCCAUUGCCUUUCUGUUGCUCCACGUAGACGGAAUUGUCUAAAAUCCUUGGUAAGAGGAGGCAAAAAGCCGGAGGGUA